Molecule: messenger RNA, 1473 nt
Organism: Porites evermanni
Lineage: Eukaryota; Metazoa; Cnidaria; Anthozoa; Scleractinia; Poritidae
Source: the annotation of a GenBank genome assembly
GGAUAGAAUCACUUUGUCUUUGCAUUGCCAAACGAAAAAUGGCGGGCAUGCCUGAUGAAUUUUCUUCAAACUCGCCGUUAUCUUUCGAUUUUACCGACGGUCUACUCGACGAUGAUGUUGCCCAAAAAAUGAGAAUUCCACAAAAAAUCACCGUAGCUGGGGACGAAGAGGAAUAUCCGGCUAGUGCAGCGACAGGUACCUCGGGGGCAGCCAUGACAUCGUCAAUGAUGGCCAUUCCAGAACGAAUCGAAAUCGGCAAUUUUGCUUCUCCAGCGAGUGGAAUUCCCAAGGAUUUAAGAGAUAAUUUGGGGAGUGUGAAUUCUAAGAGUAGUAUGGUAACUCCACCACGAACUCUGACUGUUGAUGACACAAAGUCAGCACAUUAUCCCCAAAGGAUCGCGACAGCACAGCCUUCGCCGAUUCGUGGAACAGGUGAGAGAGGGGCUUUUGCUGCUAAAUUCGUGGAAGAUGAAAGGUAAGCCUGUCGUUACGCUGAAUUAAAGAAUUUUUUUACCUUAGUGAUUUCUUUCUUUCUUUUCUAGUGCAUCGUAGCCUUUGUGUUUUAGUACUCAAAUUAUAUUAUUAAAUUUUAGAAUACACAAUUUUGAUAUUGUUUGUGCUAUGUGAAAAUAAAAACAUUUGAAUAUCCGGCCUCUACAUUCCAAUAUACACAUCUUUAAGUGUUGGUCUCGCAGUCUUGCAGUCGUGAACAUUUACAUUAAAAAAAUGAAUAAAUGUAGUCGAACUUUAUGUGUAUGAUUUUUGUGUAUGAAUUGAUUCUUCGUUGUGUAGGCUUUGAGAGGCUCUCAAGUACACUGAUGUCAAAUUGAGUAAUAAUUCCUUUGCUACUGAGUGAAGUAAAUUCCCAUAUUUCUUGACUAAAGAAAUGUAGGAUUGACCAUAGAAGUAGUCAUCCCACUUACCUUUUUAAAACAACCAAUUUUUAGAGAUUCAUCAACUACAAGCCUUUAGGGCUGCAUUUAUCAUAUUUUAAUUUGGAUCAUAAUUUAACAUUUCUUAGAAACUGCCCACCUCCCCCUCCCCUAAGCCAACAUUAACAUUUAUUUCUCGUUUUGGGGAAAAUGUUGGCUUAGGGGAGGGGUAGGUGGGUAGUUUCCCAGAAACAUAUAUCCCUUAAUUUUUCUGAUUUGAUAGCAUGCCAUUCAACAAUAUAAUUCAAAACUGUGCUUAUUUUUUAGUAUUGCUGUUGGUCUUGAAGUUAUUGAAGAAGGCACACCACUUGAUAGUGACGGUGAAGUUGGUCAUUACAUGGGCAAUGACCUGUCAGACACCAGGAAGUGCUUGAUUCAGGUGCAACAGUUAAACCGCAGAGUGCGAGAUCUUGAGAGAGACUUGCAGAGAAAUACAGUUGGAUUCUGGUCCAAGCUCGCUUUCUUUGCUUUUACAAUCAUCAACCCCAUUAUACUCCACUGGCUUUUGUGGAAAAGAAGAUGAACAGUGAUUGAUAAUAAA